Diabrotica balteata is the source of this 1212-nucleotide messenger RNA. The record is from the annotation of a GenBank genome assembly. Lineage: Eukaryota; Metazoa; Arthropoda; Insecta; Coleoptera; Chrysomelidae.
AUUGACGGAUUUAGGUGACAUGUGUGUGUAUUGGGUAAUAAUUAUUUAAAAGUUUUAUGGCUUUCCGUUAACUUUUUAGCGUUUUAUUAGAUCAAAAAUAUGUUUCAAAAGUUUGGGGUCACGUGACUAACCCUAGUCUCUCUAGGAUAAAUAAAAUGUCAGUACCUGAUAUAACUCUAAACAAUGGAGUUCGGUGUCCAAGCUUUGGCCUUGGUACAUGGUUGGCCGCUCCUGGUGAAGUUAAAGAAACUGUAAAAACCUCGAUUGAUGUUGGCUAUCGACUGUUCGAUUGUGCGUGGCUUUAUGGAAACGAAAAAGAAAUAGGUGAAGGAUUAAGAGCAAAAAUUCAAGAUAAAACUGUUAAAAGAGAAGAUUUGUUUGUUGUGACAAAAUUGUGGAAUAUUUUUCACGAAGAAGAAAAAGUAGUUCCAGCAUGCAAAGAAUCAUUAAAGAAUUUUGGGCUUGAGUACGUUGAUUUGUAUUUGAUACACUGGCCUUGCGCCACCAAGAACAAAGAUUUUAACAUUCAACUCCCAUUUAAAGAUUCCGAAAAUAUAGAAUAUGAUUUUUGUAAGACCUGGAAAGGAAUGGAAGAAUGUGUCCGACUUGGUCUGGCUAAGAGCAUUGGUUUGUCAAAUUUUAAUUCAAAACAAGUGCAGAGAAUAUUAGAUGUAUGUACUAUAAAGCCAGUUAUGAAUCAAAUUGAGGUUACUCCAUUCCUUAACCAAAAAAAGCUUAUUCAUUUUUGCAAGAGUCGUGGAAUAGAAAUAAUGGCAUAUUCACCACUAGGUUCGCCUGCAAGGCCGUGGGCUAAACCAGGCGAUAUAAUGCUGUCUUUACAAGAUCCAAGAUUGAUUGCCAUUGGCGACAAAUACAAGAAGAGUAGUGCUCAAGUUGUUUUGCGAUAUGUUUAUCAGCAGGGUACCAUACCUAUUCCGAAAUCUUCUAAUGUUAAUAGACUUAAGCAAAAUAUUGACAUCUUUAACUUUAAAUUAACAGAUAAAGAAAUGGCUGUUAUUGAUGAGUUCAACUGUAAUAUUAGAGUCUGCCAUGCUGAAGAAUUAAAGGAUAAUCCCGAAUAUCCAUUUACUCUGGAGGAGUAAAUCUUCAUUCUAAAUUUUUAUAAGUAAUUUAUAACUUAUCCUGCACCUUUACACUUGGUAUUACUAUAAAAUAUGUACCUAAAUGAAAAUAAAUAGUAUUUAAUACACG